AGUUUAAUAUGAUUCGCUUUCGAAUGCUGCUCCUCUCUCCAUCGCUCCCUUCCGUCUCGCCGUUGAUUCCUUCCUCCUCCCUCUCCCUCCCUCUUCGAUCUCUUCUCUCGGCGUAUCGUGGUGCGAUUCGAUUCGUUUCUCUUUGAGUUUCAUCGGUUCCUGUUGGGAUAUUGUUCCGAUGCGGUCGUAAAUUGUCGCUCUUCGACGGGAUUUGAGUUGUAUUUGCUAAAAUUGGUCCGCGAUCGGGGGAAUUUUCUCGGGGUGGGUGACGUCUUCUUUCUUCCGGAUUUAGGAGGAGGAGGAGGAGAUGAGGGGCGUCAAUAAUAGCGUGGAGACUGUGAAUGCGGCGGCUGCAGCGAUUGUCGCUACUGAGAGUCGCGCCCAGCAAGUGACCGUCCCGAGAAGAAGAUGGACUGCCUGGCUCAGUGUGUAUUGGUGCUUUGGAUCGCACAGAAAUGAGAACCGCAUCAGCCAUGCUGUCCUUGUUCCUCAACUUGCAUUUCCUCGGUCGGAUACCCCUGCAAUUGAGAACCCAAACAAUCCACCUGAAGUGAGGCUUCCAUUCAUUGCCCCACCUUCCUCUCCAGCUUCCUUUCUACCAUCAGGAACUCCCUCUGCCAUGCAAUCACCUGUGGCUCCUAUUUCUCUCUCUGUUCUCUCAACAAACACCUACUCCCCAAGUGGUCCGACUUCCAUCUUCGCCAUUGGGCCUUAUGCAAAUGAGACUCAAUUGGUGUCACCCCCAAUCUUUUCCACCUUCACAACUGAACCUUCCACUGCUCCUCUUACUCCCCCACCAGAGCCUUUGCACUUGACAACCCCUUCUUCUCCUGAGGUACCAUUUGCCAAAUUGCUGACUUCUUCCUUUGAUGCAAACUGCAAGAAAGCUGAGGCGUAUGAGUUCCCAUCCUACCAACUUUACCCUGGAAGUCCAAUCGGUCGCCUUAUCUCACCAAGUUCAGCAUGUUCCGGUCCUUCCUCGCCAUUCCCUGAUCCUGAUUACCACUCAGCUGACAUCUCUUUCCAAUCAUUCCCUAUUGGCAAACCACCGAAAAUCUUGAGUGCUGAAGGAGUGGCUGCAAGAAAGCUUGUUCCUUGGAAUGCUCGGAUUGGUGGAUCACAUUUGGACGGUAAUAAAUCUGCAGCAGCGCCAGCAGUGGAAUCUGCUGUUCCACCUAGGAAUAAUGAACACGGAAUGGAUCACAGAGUAUCAUUCGACUUAACUGCUGAAGAGUUCACACGCUGUUUGGAAAAGAAGGUAGCAAUCUCCUGCGAAGGGACUUCUGAAAGCUUUACAGCAAGAACUGAUGGGGUUCUUGUGACUAACGAGGCAGAUAACAAUAGGAGAAUUGACAUUGACGAUAGCUACCAUGACUUGACUGAGAAAGUCCAAUCUUCUCUCAAUCUUCCUCCAACUAAAGAAUUUAAUUUUGACAACUCAGAUGGGAUUUCAGAUGCACCUAGUGCUGGUUCUGACUGGUGGGCCAACGAGAAGGUCAUUGGCACAGCAUCUGAGCAUCAAAAGAGUUGGGCUUUUAUGCCGAUGAUACAGCCAGGGGUGAGCUGAUCAGCCAUUUUGCUUGUAUUUAUGCAAAUCAAAAGGAGGAGCUUUUUGUCAACUUUCCUUGGGGAGCCCUAUCUCAAUCUCGAUAGACUGCCAUAGUCAUAUUCAGAGGCAUCUGUGAAUAUCUUUGGUUAGAUAGUGAAGCACACUAAUAUAGUGUUUGUCUGCAUGAUUUAAUACUGGAGGUCAUUAACAUCUGCAUCAGACAGGUUUAGAGAAGCUUUCGAAGUCUUUAUAUGAACACCUGUGAUACAUUAACGGCCUUGUUGCCCUCCUGAUUAAAUAAUCAGGAAACCAGUCUUUUUUUUUUUUUUUUUUUUUUGUAACAUCCUUGUAGUAGAAACUAGAAACAUACGUCCUGCUUCAUAAUUCACCUCUAGGAUUUUAAUUA
Molecule: messenger RNA, 1955 nt
Organism: Zingiber officinale
Lineage: Eukaryota; Viridiplantae; Streptophyta; Magnoliopsida; Zingiberales; Zingiberaceae
Exons: 2
Coding region: 308-1567 (419 amino acids)
Source: RefSeq, a predicted model, not a curated record